Molecule: messenger RNA, 1270 nt
Organism: Etheostoma cragini (Arkansas darter)
Lineage: Eukaryota; Metazoa; Chordata; Actinopteri; Perciformes; Percidae
Gene: ctu1
Product: cytosolic thiouridylase subunit 1 homolog (S. pombe)
Exons: 3
Coding region: 212-1243 (343 amino acids)
Biological process (GO): tRNA wobble position uridine thiolation
Cellular component (GO): cytosolic tRNA wobble base thiouridylase complex; mitochondrion
Molecular function (GO): tRNA binding
Source: RefSeq, a predicted model, not a curated record
CGUCACGUCCUGUUUUCCAGGGGAAGAAGAGCAAAUGGCACAUGAUGAAACCUGAAACAACAUGCUACUUCUUUUUUUUUUCUUUAUCUGGUUGUGUAACUAACGCUAAGGUUGUUUAAAAAGAAAAGUCAUAUUUUAAAAGUAGUUUUACUAGUGUACUUCAUCCCCACAUUCUCAAUUCAGACCUCGGUUUGUCGGAAACGUUGCCAAGAUGCCUGUCCUGUGCAGUAACUGUGUUGACAAGCGUGCUGUGCUGAAACGUCCAAAAACGGGUCAUUCGCUGUGUAAGGAGUGCUUUUUCUGGGCCUUUGAGGAGGAGGUGCAUCAGACGAUCGUGGCAGCACAGCUCUUCAAACCUGGGGAAAUAGUUGGAAUUGCUGCCUCGGGUGGAAAAGACUCUACAGUGCUCGCACAUAUAAUGAAGCUUCUAAAUGAGCGAUACAACUAUGGCCUUGAACUUAUGCUUCUCUCAGUGGAUGAGGGAAUCUCUGGUUACCGAGAUGACUCCUUGGAGACAGUAAAGAGAAAUCAGCAACAGUAUGAACUGCCACUGAAGAUUGUGUCAUAUGAGGAGCUGUACGGCUGGACUAUGGAUGCUAUAGUGAAGCAGGUGGGACUGAAAAAUAACUGCACCUUCUGUGGAGUGUUCAGAAGGCAGGCAUUAGACAGAGGAGCCAUCAUGCUAAAAGUGGACAAGAUAUGUACAGGUCACAAUGCUGACGACGUGGCAGAGACAGUUUUGAUGAACGUCUUGCGAGGGGACAUAGCGCGUCUGCGCCGCUGCACUGCCAUUUCCACAGCCAGCGAAGGUGAAGGGGUCGUGCCGCGCUGCAAGCCCCUCAAAUAUGCAUAUGAGAAAGAGAUUGUUCUCUACGCGUACUUUAAGAAGUUGGACUACUUUUCCACUGAAUGUAUCUACUCUCCCAAUGCUUAUCGUGGUCAUGCAAGGACAUUUUUAAAGGACCUGGAGAGCGUGAGGCCUAGCUCCAUAAUGGAUAUCAUCCACUCAGGGGAGAACCUGUCUGUGCGGGAGGGGGUGAAGAUGCCUGUGCAGGGAACCUGCAACCGCUGUGGCUACAUAUCCAGCCAGGCUCUGUGCAAGUCAUGUGUCCUGUUGGAGGGGCUAAACCGAGGUCUGCCGAAGCUGGGCAUCGGCAAACACCACCGCCUCCAUGACAAAAUCCUCUCCCAGCAGCCCCUUACUGAGAAGGAGGAGAGGAAGCUGAAAUCAGCAGACUUUUGACAAAUAUUAUCACUGUUUUAUUUAACA